AUGAAAUCUAUGAUUGAAUAUGACUUCGAAGUGGGGUAAUCUGUGCUUGACAGAAACUCUUUAAGAAUACUUGAUUUGAAUUGUGCAGAUUUAAACUUAAAAGCGAAUUUCGAUGAUUAGCAAACUGCUGUAGAAUCUCUGAACAUACUAGGAGAACUAUAAAAUAGAUGUAUUUCUUCUAAUAUAAAAAGUCUAAGUUUAAAUCUAACAAACUCAGUUCAGUAUCAAUUCCUUGGGCAAUUGAGCCAGAUUUAUAGUUUGAGUAAUGUAUAGAUAACUAAGUCAACUCAAAUACAGCUUCAGAAUUUGCUAAGUCAAAAUUAAUUCAACAUAAACACUCUAGGUAUAACUUUGCCUAAUAACGGGUUUAAAACAAAGAUGGACAAUUAGAAGUCACUUUUGAGUAAUCCAAAUUUAAGACAUUUACAACUUAUCUUUUAAUCAGAUCUUAAUGAAUAAUUUGAAGAUAUAACUAAAUUACUAAGCAAGAAUAAAACCAUCAGCAGUCUACUUUUAAACAUGAAUUAGUUUGAGUAUACUAAAGAUGUCAAUCUUUGCAGAUUUAUUGGCUAUAGUGGAAGACUAAGCAAAUUAUAGUUGCAUAACGUGCUAUUUACUAAUAAGAACAGCUAUAUAUAAUUUUUCUAAUAUCUCUCAUAGAAUAGUUCAAUCACCCAGUUAGAAAUUGCUAAUUGCACGAUGUAUGAUAAACUUAGACAGACCUUCUUUAACUGUCUAAAUGAAAGAAGGUGGCAACUAUCCUCACUAAUUUUGAGAGACUUAAUCAUUGAUAUGAGUAACAUAUUAGGCCUUACACUAGCUAUUUAAAAAAACAAUUUACAACAUUUUGAGAUUACAAACUUCCUCAAAGAUAAAUAAAAAAUGCUGCCUGUAUAAGAUAUUUUCACAUCUCUUAUAGAUAAGAAAUCGUUAAAAAGAUUAGUAAUAAAAGAUCCUUAGUUGAGAUUAGGAGAGUUAAUCACAAAGCAGUCUUUAUUGAUGUUUUAGUCGCUAGAUUAUCUUGAGUUAUUUGAACUGUAAAGUGAAAAUUAUGAAGACAUAUUUGGAUAAAGAACUAAUAAAAUCAAUUUUAAUACCUUGACUUUAUAAUCGAAUCAAAUAGACAGAUUUGCGAUUAAUAAACUCUUUUUUGAUAUUUCUUCAGGCUUAAUUAAUAUUUAAAAUCUAAAGUUAAUGGGAGGCUACCUAGAUGCUCAUUUAUAGAAGCUUUCAUAUGUAUCAGGGAAAUUAAAAUCUCUUGAUUUGUCUCAUAAUGCAUUAACAGAUGAAAGCUCCUAGAUUAUAGCAUUAUUUUUGAAAAAUUCCACAAGCCUUAAUAAAUUAGACAUUUCUGAUACUGCUUUGACUGAUAAAGGGUUAAAAAUAAUAAUCUCUGAGAGCAUAUAGAAGAAAUAAAAAAUAGCUCAUUUGGGUAUUAGCAGCCUUAGUAUGAAGAAAAGUGGGCAACAAGUUUUGUUUAAAUCACUCUAGCAAUCCAAUCAUAUUAAAAUUGUUGACUUGUAAAGUAUAAUCAUCAGGGAAAUCUAGGAAUCUUAAGAGCUUCAGUAUUUUCUUAAAAUAAAUCAAUCUUUAACUGAAAUCAAGUUGCCUAAAUUAUAAUUUGAAGAUAGUGAUGACUAAGACUAAUGUGCCUAUGAUCUAUUCGGAGUACUGAUUAACCAUAGAACUCUAAUAUAUGCAACUUUAAUGUUCUUUUACAGAGCUCUAAAAGUAUAUUAGAGUUUUGUGAAAUAAAAGCUUGAUGUUUACAAUUUUAGAGUUCAAAGUAUUAGGAAACUAACUGUAACCGGAAUCAAUCUAAACUUUAUAAUUGAAUCUUAAGAUUAGGAAGAAUCACAGAUUGUUAGAGAAUUCAUUGAGGAGAAUCCUGAUGUGUGGAUCUCAAACGUUUAGUAGGUUAUAUCUAGUAGAAGGGUUUCGUCAUUUUCAGGAAAACUAAGAAGAUGA
Messenger RNA from Stylonychia lemnae, 1968 nucleotides. The record is from the annotation of a GenBank genome assembly. Lineage: Eukaryota; Ciliophora; Spirotrichea; Sporadotrichida; Oxytrichidae.